GUAACCAACACAUCUCAGUUUAGCUGUUGUAUAUUCAAGGGCAUUACUUUUGAAAUUGUAUUAGCUCCAAAUAACGAAUCAUGGACUAUAUAUACAUAGCUCUUAUUCAAACAUAGCAUUCAUCAACAAACACAUCAAAACAUAAAGCAAUCUUAAAUAUAUAAGCUAAUUAAGAUGGGAAGAAUGGGUUAUUCAAGCAUUGUAAUAUUUAUGGUUUUUGGAUUAUUGUUAGGUUCAGCUUAUGCUCAAUUGAAGAUGGGUUUUUAUGCUCAAAGUUGCCCUAAAGCUGAGAAGAUUAUACAGGAUUACGUGCAGAAACGAGCCCCCAUUGCGGCUGCGGCUUUACUUAGAAUGCAUUUUCAUGACUGUUUUGUCAGGGGUUGUGAUGCAUCUGUAUUAUUGAAUUCUACAUCAAAUAAUCAAGCGGAAAGAGAUGCCCAACCUAACCUGACUCUCCGAGGUUUUGACUUCAUUGAUAAAGUGAAAAGCUUAGUAGAAGCCGCAUGUCCUGGUGUUGUUUCUUGUGCAGAUAUUAUUUCUUUAGCUGCAAGGGAUUCAGUUGUUGCCAUAGGAGGGCCAACAUGGAAAGUUCCAACUGGACGAAGAGAUGGAAGAAUUUCAGUAAGGUCUGAGGCGUUGAGAAACAUCCCCAAUCCUAAUAGCAACUUUGCUACUCUUCGAUCAAAUUUUGCUAACAAGGGGCUUAACGUGAAAGAUCUUGUUUUGCUAUCUGGUGCUCACACAAUUGGUAUCUCUCAUUGUAAUCCUUCGUUUUCAAACCGUCUAUACAACUUUAGCGGUAGAGGGGAUCAAGAUCCUUCACUAGACAGUAAAUAUGCAGCUAAUUUGAAGGCAAGGAAAUGCAGAACAAUAACCGAUAACACAACAAUAUCUGAAAUGGAUCCAGGAAGUUUCAAGACUUUUGAUUUGGGUUACUACAAAAAUUUAGCUAAAAGACGAGGUCUUUUCCAAUCCGAUGCAGCUCUACUUACAGACGCUUCUUCAAAAUCAUUUGUUACUCAAUUACUUCGAGGGAGUUUAUCGAAUUUCUUUGCGGAAUUUGCCACAUCCAUGGAAAAAAUGGGUCAAAUUGGAGUUAUGACUGGAUCAACCGGGGAGAUUCGAAAGAAAUGUUCAAUUAUUAAUUAGUUUGUGCCAGAUUAGUUGUUCAUAAGUUCCCUUUAUUCUUUCCAUUUUCUCAAGUGCUGUCGUCAGAGUAAGUGUGGUUCUUCGGUUUGUCUUGUUAUUCUUUCCUUCAUGUCGGGUUUUAAAGAUCAUGUUGCCUUAUGGCUUUGGUUGAUGAAUUGAUUGAGUAUAUAAAUUUGUACUCCAAAAUGAUUGUUGUUUUAAAAUGCUUUUUAACUAUAUAAAAUUCCGUCUCAUAUUUCGA
This is a messenger RNA of Papaver somniferum (opium poppy), 1390 nucleotides long. RefSeq names its product peroxidase 3-like. The transcript is spliced from 4 exons. Lineage: Eukaryota; Viridiplantae; Streptophyta; Magnoliopsida; Ranunculales; Papaveraceae. Gene Ontology annotation, biological process: hydrogen peroxide catabolic process; response to oxidative stress. Gene Ontology annotation, molecular function: peroxidase activity; heme binding. The record is from RefSeq and is a predicted model, not a curated record. Gene Ontology annotation, cellular component: plasmodesma; plant-type cell wall. The coding region runs from base 175 to 1149 and encodes 324 amino acids.